Messenger RNA from Colias croceus (clouded yellow), 877 nucleotides. RefSeq lists its product as uncharacterized. NCBI's taxonomy places the organism in Eukaryota, Metazoa, Arthropoda, Insecta, Lepidoptera, Pieridae. Bases 52 to 750 code for a protein of 232 amino acids. The transcript has a single exon. The record is from RefSeq and is a predicted model, not a curated record.
UAACUGCUCUGGAUAAUUUGUCAAUUUACGCCUCUAUCUUAACGCGGAAAGAUGUCCAGACUAAUAGGAACCAUCUUGAUUUCCCUUUUAAUCACAUGUGCCAGCAGCCAUGUUGCUUGGGAGACACCUAAUAGUCUUCAACCAGUGCACGGCCUCUACGUAAUGCCCUCAGACGACGGAACAACUGGCGACUUGUACGUAGCAGCCACAGAAGAGAACGGAAGCAAAUCUCAAUGGCUAACGGAUCAACCUGUGAACUUUCUAGCAGCCGCUACUGAGAGUCAAGCUGUACCUCUACCGUUGACAUCAGGCUUAACAACUUCGCCACUGGAAGAGAAAUUGAACACUCAAAAACGAGCCGUUCUUGCAACCCCACCCAUAAAGUAUGCCUAUGCUUUAUCCACCACGGGCUCCGAGGGAAACACAGUGUUGCCUUACCCUUAUACAGCACCAUCAGCCGCUAAAACCGAAGAAUCUAACCUACCACCUUGUGCUACGGCCACUCAGUAUUACUCACCAUUCCAAUAUUUCUAUCCUCAAAUGAUGUCAGCUAUUGCUAAUGCUUUUAAUGCUCAUAACAAAGAAAACAGUGCAAGUGAGGAGGGCAAAACUUCGAAUGUGCCUACAGCCGUAUGGCCCCAUACUUACGCCUAUCCAUUUCAAUAUGUGAUGGUGGAUCCUAGUGCUUGGGCAAAUCAAAUUACAACAGCUCCUACACCGUCCACAACAUCAGGAAACAAAGAAUCGUAAAAUAACUCUUAAUUUUAAUUUAUAUAGCUAAGUAUUCUGUCUAAUUUAAGUUCAUAAUAAUUUAUUACAUAAAUGUAUUUGUAAUAUUUUCCUAAUUUAUUACUGAAAAUAAAUACAUUUAAUACAA